This is a messenger RNA of Hevea brasiliensis (rubber tree), 2000 nucleotides long. Its product is annotated as protein pleiotropic regulatory locus 1. The transcript is spliced from 17 exons. The record is from RefSeq and is a predicted model, not a curated record. NCBI's taxonomy places the organism in Eukaryota, Viridiplantae, Streptophyta, Magnoliopsida, Malpighiales, Euphorbiaceae. The coding region runs from base 121 to 1575 and encodes 484 amino acids. Gene Ontology annotation, cellular component: catalytic step 2 spliceosome; Prp19 complex; precatalytic spliceosome. Gene Ontology annotation, biological process: mRNA splicing, via spliceosome. Gene Ontology annotation, molecular function: protein binding.
AUAUGGGCAUUGAAUCGGGCCCGGGUUCCCUCUAAUUUCUAAUCCCCUCUCCAUUUUAUAACUCACUUAAAAACCCUAGCGUUCACUGGUAGCUACUUGCAGAGGCCAUUGAAGGACGAAAUGCCAGGGCCUACCCAGGAGAUGGAGCCAGUGGAGCCACAGUCCGUGAAGAAGCUUAGUUUUAAAUCCCUAAAGCGCGCGCUCGAUCUCUUCUCUCCAAUUCACGACCAGCUAGCUCCUUCCGAUCCCGAAAGUAAAAAUAUUCGCUUGAGCCACAAGAUAAAUGCUGAGUACAAAGGAAUUAAAAGCUCAAAUGAACUUCCAAGACCAGUUAUUUCUACUACAACCGAUCGUGGCAAUCAAUCUUCAGUGCCUUCGAAUGUUCUCGCUCUUCCAGGGCCUGAUGAUUCUAGGGACUCGCAGAAGGGUGCGGCUCAAAAUGCAUUGGUUGUUGGUCCAUCUGUGCAACCGAAGGGACCAAAUGACCUUGGGCCACAGGGCAAAAGCACUGCAGUGAUUUCUGGUCUUGGAUCAUCUGAAAGGUUCUCUACAUCUGCUAUAAUGGAAAGGAUCCCAAGCAAAUGGCCACGUCCUGUGUGGCAUCCUCCAUGGAAGAACUACAGGGUCAUAAGUGGCCAUUUGGGAUGGGUGAGAUCUAUCGCAUUUGAUCCAAGUAAUUCAUGGUUUUGUACUGGUUCUGCAGAUCGCACAAUUAAGAUAUGGGAUGUAGGAAGUGGAAGGUUGAAGCUCACAUUGACUGGACACAUUGAACAAAUCCGAGGUCUUGCUGUCAGCCAAAGACAUACCUAUAUGUUUUCUGCUGGUGAUGACAAACAGGUGAAAUGCUGGGACCUUGAACAGAACAAGGCUGUCCGGUCUUAUCAUGGCCAUUUAAGUGGUGUCUAUUGCUUGGCUCUUCAUCCCACUAUUGACCUUUUGCUAACUGGGGGGCGUGACUCUGUUUGCCGGGUCUGGGAUGUUCGAACAAAAGUUCAAGUUUUUGCACUGUCUGGGCAUGAUAAUACAGUAUGCUCAGUUUUUACUCGACCAACGGAUCCACAAGUCGUCACUGGUUCCCAUGACACAACCAUUAAAUUCUGGGAUCUAAGAUAUGGUAAGACUAUGUUAACACUCACACACCACAAGAAAUCUGUUCGAGCCAUGGCACUGCAUCCUACUGAGAAUUGCUUUGCCUCUGCAUCAGCUGACAACAUAAAGAAAUUCAGCCUUCCAAAGGGAGAAUUCUUGCACAACAUGCUCUCUCAGCAGAAAACAAUCAUCAAUGCAAUGGCUAUCAAUGAGGAUGGUGUAAUGGUUACAGGAGGUGAUAAUGGGAGUCUGUGGUUCUGGGAUUGGAGGAGUGGUCAUAAUUUCCAGCAAGCCCAAACAAUUGUACAGCCUGGCUCAUUGGAUAGUGAAGCUGGUAUUUAUGCACUCUCAUAUGAUAUAACUGGUUCAAGGCUUGUUUCAUGUGAGGCAGACAAGACUAUUAAAAUGUGGAAAGAGGAUGAAACUGCAACCCCAGAAACUCAUCCCCUCAACUUCAAGCCACCUAAAGAUAUCCGGCGGUUCUAGUGGUGAUGUUGCUUUUUCGGUAUUUCACAGGUUGGUGAUAUAUCAUAUGAAAACAUGGCAAAUGGGGUUCUUGUUGGUCUACAUAAAUGAACAUGGGGUUAAAUAUAACUUUCUCAACAUUGAUAGAGCAGAAUCGGAUGGAACUACACAAUCGUGUUUCUGUACAAGCACGUAGCAUGAUGUAUCAAAUACCGAGUCGUUUUGUGAUCUUGAAGCUACCAAAAAGAAUGUAAAUUUUUACGUCACCCCAUGUAACUAGCAUAAAAUCCCAAAUUCGGGAACGAGAUUGUAUUAGUUGUUUCCAAGAAUUUAUGUAUUAGUGCGUUCCUUUUGAUGGAUCAAGUAGUGUGAUGAUUCAUAAUUCCUGUCUAUGAUAUUUAACUUGGAUAUUCCAACCUGAUACAGUGAUACCUUUAACUUCGCAA